AUGUUCUCAAGAUUUUUGGCCACUAAGAGUCCGCUCCUACGUCCUGCUUUCAGAUCACAUCUAAGUUUCCAAAGAUUCAUAUCACAAGAGACAAAGAAAGCUAUUGAAGAUGCUAUUGAAUCAGCACCGGUGGUUUUAUUCAUGAAGGGCACUCCAGAAUUCCCACAAUGUGGAUUCUCUAGAGCUACAAUCAAUAUGUUAGGUCAACAAGGUGUCGAUCCAGUGAAGUUUGCUGCUUACAAUGUACUUGAAGACCCUGAGUUACGUGAAGGUAUCAAGGAAAUCUCCGAAUGGCCAACCAUCCCACAACUAUACGUUAACAAGGAAUUUGUCGGUGGAUGUGACAUUGUGAUGAACAUGGCUCAAACGGGUGAAUUAGCUAAACUGUUGGAAGAGUCCGAUGCUUUGGUCCCAGAAGAAGAAGAUUAA
Molecule: messenger RNA, 429 nt
Organism: Kluyveromyces lactis
Lineage: Eukaryota; Fungi; Ascomycota; Saccharomycetes; Saccharomycetales; Saccharomycetaceae
Gene: GRX5
Product: monothiol glutaredoxin GRX5
Exons: 1
Coding region: 1-429 (142 amino acids)
Source: RefSeq, a predicted model, not a curated record